UGUAACUGAAAUCCUAAACGAGACAGCAUAUAAGGGAUAACAUGGCUAGGGUUCAUAGUCUAAAGUAUAUUCUAUCUUUUACUUGUUCAAUUGCACUUAAUCUCUUUUUAGUUAGCAUGUUCAUACGCAACAGAUGCCAGCAAAAUUGGACGCAAGAAGCUAUGGCAGAAGCUGAAGCUGUAUCGUCGAUCUCGUGCUCCGGCCAUGGAAAGGCUUUUUUGGAUGGUUUACUUCUUCAUGGCAAGCCUGUUUGCGAAUGCAACAUGUGCUAUGGAGGAAGUGACUGCUCACAGCUCCAACCCGAUUGCAUGGUUGAUGCAGAUAGUGGAGAUCCCACUUUUUUGGAGCCCUUUUGGGUGAAGAAUGCAGCUAGCAGUGCAAUAGUGAUUGCAGGGUGGCAUCGCAUGAGCUAUGAAUACAGUGAUGGCUCUCUCAUCUCCGAAGAGUUGAAGGCACACAUUCGAAAUGUCCAUGCUAGUGUUGGAAAUGCUAUAACAGAUGGGAAAUACAUAAUAUUUGGAGCAGGUGCCACUCAUCUUCUUAAUGCUGCAGUGCAUGCCCUUUCUUCAAAGGCUUCAUCUUCACCCACAAAAGUGGUGGCUUCAACCCCAUAUUACCCGGUUUAUAAAGAGCAAACUGAAUUUUUCAAUUCUGAGGAUUAUAAAUUCAAUGGGGACACGUCAAUGUGGAAUAAUGAUACUUCAAACUCGACCUUUAUUGAGUUGGUGACUUCUCCAAACAAUCCGGACGGGCAUAUGAAGAAGGCUGUCCUUCAAGGUCAAUUUGUGAAGAGAAUUCAUGACCUUGCCUACUACUGGCCACAUUUCACACCUAUCGUAGCACCUGCAGAUGAAGAUUUAAUGAUAUUUACUCUCUCUAAGCUUACUGGUCAUGCUGGAAGUCGAUUUGGGUGGGCAAUAAUAAAUGAUGAAGCUGUGUACAAAAGAAUGCUAACAUACAUGGACUUGAGUACCUACGGUGUUUCUAGAGAGACUCAACUGAGAGUGAUGAAGCUUUUAAAGGUAGUUCUCAGUGGAAAUGGCAGGGAAAUGUAUGAAUUCGGACACAACACAAUGAAGAACCGAUGGAGUAAAUUGAGCAAAGUCUUGUCUCAAUCAAAAAGAUUUUCUACUCAAAAAUUGAAACCUCAACAUUGUUCAUUUUCCCAGCAAAUUAGAACACCUUCUUCAGCUUUUGCGUGGUUGAAGUGUGAAACAUCAAUAUUAGAAGAUCGUUCUUGUUAUGAAGUCCUCAAAGAAGUUAACAUUACUGGCCGGGAAGGUAGUUUAUUUGGUGCUGAUAACCGCUAUGUGCGUCUUAGCUUAGUUAGGAGCGAAGAUGACUUUGAUUUAUUGCUAAGGCAGAUCAACAAGCUAGUUUCUGUGGAAAUUAAUGAUAAACAUGUGGCUACAACUUCAACUAUUUUAAGGCAAAGCAAUGAGACUACACUGUUGUUAACAGCUGGUGUGAAUGUUGUGAACAGAACAUUGGAUUUGAGAAUGGAAUUAGAGACUUUGAACUCCAAUAUAUUUCCUAGACAAAAUGGAUUGUACACAACUAUUGAUCUUUCUUUUAAUUAGAAAAAUUAUUAAAUUAAUUUGUAGAGUUGUACGAUAGAGAGCCAUCACCUUAUCAAUGGAAAAUGAUGUUUGCUACUUACCUA
Molecule: messenger RNA, 1663 nt
Organism: Glycine soja
Lineage: Eukaryota; Viridiplantae; Streptophyta; Magnoliopsida; Fabales; Fabaceae
Product: tryptophan aminotransferase-related protein 3-like
Exons: 5
Coding region: 42-1580 (512 amino acids)
Biological process (GO): amino acid metabolic process
Molecular function (GO): carbon-sulfur lyase activity; transaminase activity
Source: RefSeq, a predicted model, not a curated record